Salpingoeca rosetta is the source of this 1866-nucleotide messenger RNA. RefSeq lists its product as uncharacterized. The coding region runs from base 1 to 1866 and encodes 621 amino acids. Gene Ontology annotation, cellular component: transcription factor TFIIH core complex; transcription factor TFIIH holo complex. Lineage: Eukaryota; Choanoflagellata; Craspedida; Salpingoecidae. The record is from RefSeq and is a predicted model, not a curated record. The transcript has 12 exons. Gene Ontology annotation, biological process: transcription by RNA polymerase II; transcription by RNA polymerase I; nucleotide-excision repair.
AUGUCGUAUGACUUCCUGCAAGACUUCCACCUGCACUAUGGCGAGAAGGUGUUGAAGCACUUUGAUGUGCGCAAGGGAGACCGCGAUGGCUUCUUUGUUGUCACCAACAAGCGCUUUGCCUGGCAGAAGAAAGGCGCCCUCCACCCCGAGGUGAGCAUUGCAGCGCGCGAUUUGAAGCGUCGCCCCCGCAAGAUCUCCUCCGCCGCAGGCAUGAAGAUGACGGUGAGCAUUGCAGCGCGCGAUUUGAAGCGUCGCCCCCGCAAGAUCUCCUCCGCCGCAGGCAUGAAGAUGACGCUGACGACGGUGGACCAGCACGAGUACACGUUUCGCUUCCUGGCCGGCACGCCCACAGAGGCUGCAGCGGCACGUGAUGAGGCCAUCAAACUCAUUGUGGAAGUGUACAACAGCUCCAGCAAGCAAAGCAUGGAACAGGAGCACUUGCACUCCGCCCUCGCAGAAGACGAGUCAAAGGAGUCGUUGGAGACGGUGGAGGCGCGGCUGAAGGAAGACGAGCGGAAGAAAUCGCAGGAGCUGAAGCGCAAGAAGGCAGCACUGCUGGAACGCAACCCCUUACUUAAGGAGCUGUUCAUCGUCGGAGUGAAGAAGAAGAAGUUUAUCAAGGAGUCCCUGUUCUGGGAGACGUUCAAGGACGAGCUUGGGCGGUCGUCAAAGGCCUCGUCAUAUGAGAAAGGGCAGCACCUCGGCAUCUCCUCAGGGCUGUUGUCGCAGUAUGUGCGGCUUGAGAGUAGCGACGGGCAGCGGAAUGAGAUUCAGCUCUCCACCAACGUCAUCAAGGGUAUCUUCAAACUCUAUCCGGCGGUCGAGGACGCAUACAAGCAGCACGUCCUCUCAAAGCAGAUACCGGAGAGUCUGUUCUGGAAGAAGGUGUGGUUCUCGCCCAUCUUCCAGCGGGGUAGCCUGAACAAACACUCCAUCCAGACCAAAGACAUGUUUUCGGAUCUCGGUGAAAAGCAGGACGAAAUCAGGGCUCACCUCGAUGUGGCCCUGUCGAAUCCGCUGAAUGACAUCUCCAUGAACGACGCCGUGCACGAUGAGGAGGAGGCGAGCGGGCACGUCGUCAUGAAGGAGCUCAAGUCAUCGCGCCAGGCGCCGCUCAAGCGACGGCGACGCAACAUUGCACUGCUGAACGACGACAGCACCAAGAUCCUCACGCUCAUGGGCGCAACCAGCGCUGCUGCUGCACUCACACACGGCAGCAGCAGCAGCAGCAGCAGCAGCAGCAGCAGACGUGGUGGCGAUGGUGAUGGCGCGAAGAGGAGUGGGAGAGACGUUAAGGAUGACGAAUUGGGUGCUGGGAUUGGUGGCGGUGGCGGUCAUGGUGGUUCACUGGAGAUGCAGGCGGAGCAGAUUCAGAAGCGGCUGAAGGAAGCGACAGAGUAUGAUGACCUUCAAGGAGAAGUCAAACACGUGCGCACGGCGCCAUUGCACCUGAGGGAGGAAUACAGAACGCCGCAGGCAAUGAAGGCGGACGUGGACGAGGUGCCAGCGGUGCCGGCGUCUGUUUCGCUGCAGUGCCGUCCCGUCCACACGAGCGGCGAUGCUGCCUUAGCUGUUGCUCAGGAGUUUGCAACACAGAGCCAGGACGAGUGCAUUGCCAUCAUGCAAUAUGAGGAAGCGUUCGAAACACUGCUGAGGGAGUACUGGCUGAGUGUGAGUGAGGAGACGAAAGGGCCGCACAGGAGUGAGGCAACAGCGCAGCAGGCCGCAAAGCUGCUCUACAAGUACAAACGCGUCAAACUCGAACCGUUCAUGUCCUCCGCAAACGCGCACACGCGUGCACUUCUCGAAGUGCUGGCAGAUCGUGUUGAUCGCGCACUCACACACGCACAGAGCACACACGCGUAG